Molecule: messenger RNA, 1775 nt
Organism: Trichosurus vulpecula (common brushtail)
Lineage: Eukaryota; Metazoa; Chordata; Mammalia; Diprotodontia; Phalangeridae
Product: transmembrane 4 L6 family member 1
Exons: 5
Coding region: 189-797 (202 amino acids)
Cellular component (GO): membrane
Source: RefSeq, a predicted model, not a curated record
GCAAUCGGGACCAAUGAAAGCAUGAUACUCUCACCCACCCAGUGACUAAGAGCUGAGUGUGUAUUUAAGAACUUUGGCAGACCUGGGCUGCAGGGUUUUAUUUGCCUUGUCCUCAGCCAGUCACCAACUCCUCUGAUUUGGGAGGGAAGCUCCAGGCUAAAGACAGGACACCAGGCCUAGCAAGCAACAUGUGUUACGGCAGAUGUGCCCGAUGCAUCGGGUACUCCCUGGUGAGCCUUGCCGUCCUGUGUAUCGUGGCCAACAUUUUGCUGUAUUUUCCCAACGGGGAAACAAAGUAUGCCACGGAAGACCACCUGAGUCGCUUCGUCUGGUUCUUCUCGGGUAUCAUAGGAGGGGGGCUGCUGAUGUUCCUCCCUGCUUUUGUCUUUAUUGGGCUGGAAGAGGAAGAUUGCUGUGGAUGCUGUGGCCAUGAGAACUGUGGGAAAAGCUGUGCGAUGCUGUCCUCGGUGCUGGCGGCCCUCUUGGGACUUGCAGGGUCUGGUUACUGCGUCAUCGUGGCAGCUCUGGGCUUAGCUGAAGGUCCCCGAUGUCUUGACAGCCAUGGCCAAUGGAACUACACUUUUGCCCACACCAAUGGAGAUUACCUUGUUAACCCCUCCCAGUGGUCUGAGUGCGUUGAGCCCAGGAAUAUCGUGCAAUGGAACGUGACCCUGUUUUCCAUUCUCUUGGCACUUGGAGGAAUCGAAUUCAUCUUGUGUCUCGUUCAAGUAAUAAAUGGCGUACUUGGAGGCAUAUGUGGUUUUUGCUGCCCCCGCCAACAGCAAUAUGACUGUUAGAAGAAGCACCCCAGAAGAGAAGCCAAAAUCAUCCUGAAUUUCACUGUAAUUUAUGUUUCAUUUUUAUUAACUUGUAAAACUUUGUACUAGUAUUUGUAUCAUAUUGCAUAUACUUUACUUUUAUAAAUUUGUAUAGAGACUGGUAAGUCUGUGCUAUGGCAAGACCUGAACUUGGUGAUAUCAGGACUCACCCAAUGCAUGAGAAACUUAAGCCUGCUUUAUAGGGGAUUUUCACUGGAAUAAGUGGAGAUGGCUCCCUAGCAAUCAGAGCACAAAACUGAGUGAUACUUUAGACAAACAUCCCAUGGAUACAAAUGACAUUCUCAUAAGUACUGCACACAUUUGCAUGAAUUUUUUUGAAAUAAGAGAGCAUCCUGGAGUGCUUUUAUUUAAAAGAAGAAGAAAAGAAAACCCAGAAAGAAACUUUCUUUCAUUGUUUAUAUGGUGUUUCCCGUUUGUAUAGUGUUUCCAAGCUUCUUCAGAAGCUCCUUUAGCUCAAGUGACAGUGUUGACUGUGAUGGCGGGGAAGCUGCCUUUCUGCAACCUGUGAGAGUUGCUUAAUGAAAUUGUCCUGGGACCGAUGAAAGAGGCAGCUGUCUGUCUGCAUCUUCCUAGCUGGGUUUUAGCAUGACAUAAGGUCUGCACCAAGAAAGGGGCUUUUGCAAAGUUAAGAGAAGGCUGUGGAGAAGCCAUCGAGGAAAAAAAAAGGGAGACGGAUUGAAGCAGUGAAACCAAAACAAAACAGUAUUAAUGGAGGGAGAAGGCAUCCAUCCCCAACCCACCCCCCACCCCGCCACAGCUCCCAUCCCCCCCACGACGAACUCAUGGAAGGAUAUUGACCAGAGUCACACAUGGCCCAGCAUAGAUGGGGUUAAAUUUGGGUAUUUAAGUAUUUAGGGAAAAAAGAUUGAGAGUAGGUACUGUACCAAACACCCCAAGUCUUUGUAUUAAAAAAAAUAAAAAAGUUUAUUUACCACA